AUGGCCGAGACCGCUCUUGCCAAGGCGGAUGUCCCCUUUCCUGUCCCUCCCGAUCUCGCCGGUGGCCCCGUUCCCUCGCCCCCUCCGCCUCCACCGCUCGCUGCCACCAAGAAGAAAGCGGCCUAUCGGCGGCAGAAGGGCACAGCAGCUGCCGUGGCCGAGCAGGUCAUGGAGGUGGUGGCCGCCACCAAGGAACGUCAGUCUCUCAAACUGGGCAUUGUAAAGAAAACCAUCUCGGUGGCCGGCUAUGGGGCGGACAAGGCCGGCGCCCAGCCCAAUCAGUCGCGCGGCGCGUUAGCAAACAAGAACGUUCCAGCAGAUGACGGCACCGGCACUUCCUCGGCCGUUCACCGCCCGGAGCGGGAUCCGGAGAGCGGUGAGCAGGGAGAAGCCAAAGAUCGGAGUAAAAGAAUCGCUAAGAGAAAAACACCUGCAGGGAAAGUGGGCCAGAGGAGAGCGGCAGCUGCCAAACCUGCCGCCAAGAAAAAUGCUAAGAAGCGGGUGGACAAAAGUCCCCGCAAGCACAAGCCAGCGAAGAAAGUGUCCAAACCUGUCUCCAGAACUGGAGGGCGCCAACGACACGUAACCAGGAAGAGAUAG
Messenger RNA from Leucoraja erinaceus (little skate), 600 nucleotides. RefSeq names its product histone H1A-like. NCBI's taxonomy places the organism in Eukaryota, Metazoa, Chordata, Chondrichthyes, Rajiformes, Rajidae. Bases 1 to 600 code for a protein of 199 amino acids. The record is from RefSeq and is a predicted model, not a curated record. The transcript has a single exon.